Toxotes jaculatrix (banded archerfish) is the source of this 1805-nucleotide messenger RNA. RefSeq names its product cholinergic receptor, nicotinic, delta (muscle) (gene chrnd). Gene Ontology annotation, molecular function: transmembrane signaling receptor activity; acetylcholine-gated monoatomic cation-selective channel activity. The coding region runs from base 51 to 1616 and encodes 521 amino acids. The record is from RefSeq and is a predicted model, not a curated record. Gene Ontology annotation, cellular component: synapse; neuron projection; postsynaptic membrane. NCBI's taxonomy places the organism in Eukaryota, Metazoa, Chordata, Actinopteri, Toxotidae. Gene Ontology annotation, biological process: chemical synaptic transmission; signal transduction; regulation of membrane potential. The transcript is spliced from 12 exons.
CAGAAGGUCGGUGAGUAUAAGGCCUCCUCACUUCUCUCCACCGCUCAGCCAUGAAGCUUCAGCGUGCAGCGCUGGGCGCCGUGUUCCUGCUCUCUCUGCUCUCAUCUGAGUGCUGGGGCAGGAACGAGGAGGAGCGUCUCAUCAACUACCUGUUCAAAGAGCGAGGAUACAACAAAGAGCUGCGUCCCGUCGAGAGGCAGCAGGACGCGGUCGACGUUUACCUCGCCCUCACACUGUCCAACCUCAUCUCUCUGAAAGAAGUGGAUGAGACGCUGCUGACAAACGUAUGGAUCGAUCAUACGUGGACUGACUACCGACUGUCCUGGAAUUCAACAGAGUUUGACGGCAUUGAGAUGCUUCGCCUGCCGUCCAGCAUGGUGUGGCUGCCGGAGAUUGUUCUGGAAAACAAUAACGAUGCCCAGUUCCAGGUGGCCUACUACAGUAACGUCCUGGUGGAUCCUACUGGUCUCUGCUACUGGUUGCCUCCCGCCAUCUUCCGCUCCUCCUGCUCCAUCAACGUCAACUACUUCCCCUUCGACUGGCAGAACUGCACGCUCAAAUUCACCUCUCUGACCUACAAUGCCAAAGAGAUAAGGAUGCUGCUGAAGGAGGAGGCGGACGAAACCAGCAAAUGGACGGUGGAGUGGAUCAUCAUUGACCCUGCAAGCUUCACAGAGAACGGAGAGUGGGAGAUCAUCCACCGCCCGGCCAAGAAGAACACGUACAAACACAUUCCCAUGGAGAGCAACAAGCACCAGGACAUCACCUUUUACCUGGUCAUCAAACGCAAACCUCUCUUCUACAUCGUCAACAUCAUCAUCCCCUGUGUGCUCAUCUCCUUCCUGGCCUCGCUCGUCUACUACCUGCCCGCCGACAGUGGUGAGAAGAUGACCUUGUCCAUCUCUGUGCUGUUGGCUCAGUCUGUCUUCCUGCUUCUGAUCUCUCAGAGGCUGCCGGAGACUUCCAUGUCUGUACCGCUUAUUGUGAAGUAUUUGAUGUUCAUCAUGGUGCUGGUUACAGUGGUGGUGCUGAACUGUGUGGUCGUCCUCAACCUGCACUUCAGGACACCGAGCACACACGUCAUGUCUGAGUGGACCAAGAAGUUCUUCCUCGAGCGGUUGCCCCGGAUCCUGCGUAUGUCCCGCCCUGCAGAGGCGGAGCCGUACUGGGAUGGUGCGUUGCCACGGCGAUCCAGCUCGGUGGGGUACAUCGCCACGGCGGAGGAGUACUACAGCGUCAAGUCCCGCAGCGAGCUGAUGUUUGAGAAACAGUCGGAGAGACACGGACUGACGACGCGGACCACACAUGCUGCCGUGGUGAAGCCACAGGAGGAUGGAGGUGUGACGGAGCAGCUGUACGCGGAGAUCAAGCCGGCUGUGGAUGGAGCCAACUACAUCAUCAAACACAUGCGCAACAAGAACGACUACAACGAGGAGAAAGAUAACUGGAGUGGCAUCGCUCGCACCGUGGACCGUCUCUGUCUCUUUCUGGUUACCCCGGUGAUGACCAUCGGCACCAUCAUCAUCUUCCUGAUGGGAAUCUGUAACCACCCUCCGCACCUGCCCUUCAAAGGAGACCCGUACGACUACAGAGAGGAAAACCCACGCCUGCUGUAACACACACACACACACAGACACACACACACACACUGACUCGUGUGUAAGUCCAGAGCUUUGUUGCCUCUUCAUUAUUUUUGUUUGACAGAUUUCCAGGUUUGUAGCCGUGUGUUAUCUUAAAUUUGAAGUGGAGUCAGUUUGUCACAGUUUUCAUUUUAUUUGUGUGGUUUGAAUAAACUUUUACACUCA